Messenger RNA from Haliotis rubra (blacklip abalone), 3682 nucleotides. Its product is annotated as protein phosphatase 1 regulatory subunit 37-like. NCBI's taxonomy places the organism in Eukaryota, Metazoa, Mollusca, Gastropoda, Lepetellida, Haliotidae. The coding region runs from base 112 to 2865 and encodes 917 amino acids. The transcript is spliced from 13 exons. The record is from RefSeq and is a predicted model, not a curated record. Gene Ontology annotation, molecular function: protein binding.
AAACCACAAAAUGGAGUAUUCACGAGAAAGAAGCAGAUGAGUUUCCAGAAAUGCUAAUUUCUGUGUGACUGUCUCAUUUUAAGUAAUAGACGUAGAACGAAAUAUGUAGAUAUGACAAUGACAGAACCCACUAGCCAUUCCUCUGACACUAAAACCGAAAAUGGUCAGCUGAAAGAAUUUGUCAGUGCUCAGAAAGAUGUCCCGACGUCGUCCUCAGGACAGGAAGUAAACAAAGUAGCUUACCAAAGUGGGGGAGGAUCCCAGCCUUGCGAGGAUGGGGGUCCCCUCAUGCGAAAUGACGAUUCAGACUCGUCAUCUGAAGAGAAAGCGUUUGAAGAAACCACAGCCAAGUUUGAGAAACGCGGAGUUAAGUUUCAUGAAGGAAUUGUCGCAGGAUACAAGGACGCUCCCGACCCUUGGAAGGAUGCCCGGGGAUGGACAUGGCACGAGGUGAUGAUGGCUUACAGGCUGAGCUGUGAGAAACACAACACUAAGCCCCUCAAUAGAAUAAUACAACAAGUACAGGGUCUUGUUGACAAUGGAAAGAGACAAGAGUUAUUCAGUUUAAAAGGCGAGAAGCUGGACCACAAGCACUGCGAGAGUAUUGAGGAAAUCUUGCGGCGUAUACAGUUCAGUGUUAUUGAUCUCGAGGGCUGCCACCUGGAGGAUGAGAGUGCUGUGGCACUAUUUGACAUGAUUGAAUUCUAUGACUCAGCAUGUCAGUUGAACAUAUCCUUCAACAAGAACAUAGGACUAAGAGGAUGGCAGGCUUGCUCCAAGCUGAUACGCAGGACCCCUCAUCUUGUUCAUCUAGACAUGAGGAACUGUGAUCUGAAUGAACGCUCCAUCCCAAUCAUUGGCCGUGCCCUGAAGCUGGGCAGUACACUCACUGUCCUACACUUAGAGAACAUCUCUCUGUCUGGCCGAGCCCUCAUCAUACUUGUUGCGGCACUGAAGAUGAACGAGACGUUGUUGGAGCUGUUUCUGGCUGACAACAAGCUGAUGCCGAGUGACGGAAUCCAGCUGGGCAACCUUCUCAAGUACAAUCACAAACUAGAACUGCUUGAUCUCCGCAACAACCACCUGCAGGAUGUAGGAACCAGUCAUCUGUGUGAUGGUCUGUAUGAACAGAACCUGGACACUGGGCUGAAGACGCUAGUGCUGUGGAACAACCAGAUAACUUAUCAAGCGAUGGCUUCUGUUGCUAAGGCACUGAAAUCAGCAGAGUGUUUGGAAACACUGAACUUGGGGCACAACAACGUCACCAACGAAGGGAUGCACAUCGUGAAGGAUGGGUUGCUGAAAAGCAAAGCUCUGCUAAGGCUGGGACUGCAGGGAACGAAGGUCUCAUGUGAAGGAGCUGUAGCCUUAGCUGAGUUUGUGGCAGACAGUCCUCGACUUGUUCGUCUGGACCUGCGAGAAAAUGACAUUAAGACGGCUGGACUUAUGGCCCUGUCUCUGGCCAUGAGGGUGAAUGACACGGUCGCCAGACUAGACUUGGAUAGAGACACAAAGAAAGAAUCUGGGAUGAAAGACUACGCAGAGCAACAGCGCCGUUUACACCAAGAGAUUUUGGUGUACUGUGAGCGUAACCAGAAACAAACUGUGGAGAGAGAAGAGCGUCAGAAACAGGAGAAGGUGGAACAUGCUCGGCAAGAAGCUGCACGUCAAGAGGUAGUGAAUGUAGUGAGAGCUGCACAAGAGGCGCUUCAGUCAGACAUGGAUUACAUUCCCUCAGCUGAAAAGAUCCAGAGACCAAAACUUCUCUUCUUUAACAUUCUGGCCCCUCAGCGGUCUCUGGAAUCGCCAGGUGACUUCCACGAGGACAACAUUCCAGUCACCUCCCCACCUGCGUCGUCCCAGAACCUUUCUCUGUGUCUCCCUCCCACAACUACGUCACAACAGCUGUUGUCUACUCCACCAGCAGACAUGCUGCUGAGUCCUCAGUACAUACCCAAACUAACAGCCAAGAAGAUUUUUUCUGUGAACAGAGUGACAGAGAGCAUGCCUUCUCCAACCCUGGUUGCUGGUCAACCAAGUGAAGCCAGUUCCUCUCUCAACCUCCUCUCAGCUAGUCAGGUCCCUGGGGCAGUGCUCUCCCCUGCCAUCAGCCCUACCACGCUCUGUCAGGAUCUAGCCACGGAAACCGUCAAGGAAUAUAUAGAACAGAUUGUAUCCGAGGCUGCAGAGAGCGGUACAAGACCUGUGCCAGACGACAAGAAAAGUGUAGACUCUGAACAGACUGCUAACACUUCCUCAGGAGAUGGGCAAAGGGAAGAGAGUAAGGCUGUCAGUAAGGACAGUGUUUGUGAACAAAAUGGAGGUAGUGGAGCAGAUAGUGCUACAGAGGACAUGCAAAGUAAUGAAGCUGCCUCAGCAGAUGGAGGGGCUGUGUGUGAGGAGAAACCAAGUCAGUGUGAUAAAUCAAAGGAUGAAAUUCAGCCAGGAUGUGCAACUGAAGGACAUAGUGCUCCGACACAAAUGAACAGUCAGAACGCUAAAGAAACCUGUGUGAAACCUGAUCCAUCCAACCCAACUGAGACUGAGCAGUGGCAAACCGUGGACUCAUCUGACUUGCAACAGUCUGCACAGUCCACUACCACCACAGGGGAGACAGAGAAGCCAGAUUUCCACACCAACCUCUCUUUAAAUGGACUUGCUCGUGAGCUGGCCAGUGCCUUGGACACUGUUGACGAACAGACAGAUAAGGAAGUAGCUGCCAGUGCCACCAAUGAGUUUACUAUGACUGAUGACUUUGAAAAAGAAUUAGACGCCAUGUUGGCAAGUGUUGGUCUAUAUUUACCUUCACAACUGCAAUUAACAAGUGAGGAGAAUGCCACACCAAUGGAAGAUAAUUCAAGUUGAUGGACUUUACCCUACAUGUCCAUUCCCCACAGCCAACAGAAGGAAGAAUGUCCUUGGCCAAGUCACCUGCAAUACUUGGAACUUGACAGAAGCUUUGCCCACUAAAUUGCUUGGUUGGCCGCACCCUACAGUCCAUGUGCAAAUGCUGUCUUGCUCAAUACUGCAGCUUCCAAGCUACAGAUACAAUACAUUAUACGCCACACAAAUAUCUUGUUCAUCGUUUUUCGCUUUCUCUUUGGAUGUACUUUCACACUUUAGUUUUUGCGUCUUUACAUCUUUGGUAUUGUAGUUAGAGUUGAUACAAACAAGAAGCAAAUACAGCAAGAUGAACAUUGUAAUCCAGAACAUAGGGUUUAUGUAUAAAGUUAGUAUAUUUUAGAUAUUACAUUAUGAUUAUCAGUCAAACUUUAUAAUUAUUUUGUCAUUGAAUGUAUAUUGCACAGGAUCCGUGACUUAAAUAUUUUUGAAGAAUCAAAUGUGAAUUUUGAUACUUAUCUUAAAACAAAAAUUAAAUAGAUAUUUGAUAAUAUAGUGAUUUUUAUGAAAGAAGUGGUCCUAUGUUGCCAUGACAAUAUGUGACUCUGGAGCGCGUGCAGAGAACACCUUGUAUCUUACUCUCCAGAGACUUAGAAGACAGUGAGUUCCAUACACCCUAGUGAUCAGUUCAACAAAACAAAACACAUUUUCAUGCUCUCUUUAAUGCAUGUAAGAUGAGAUACAAUGGACAUGUCAGUAAUAGUUUCAGUAAGAUAAAAUGAGAAGAUGUAAGGAAAGUAGACAUUAUUUUCAUCCAAGUUAAUAUUUACGAAACGUACAU